AUGCUCGAAUCUAAGAAGAAUGAGAUCGUCCAGCUCGAGCAGACGCAAACUCGGGAUGAGGAGCUCAUGAAGCCUGUGCCUAUUGUUGGCAAGGUAGAUUACUCUGGUGCCUACGAGAAGACUGAUCCCAGAGAGAUUGCGCUUGUCAAGAAACUCGACCGAUGGAUCAUGCCCAUGUUGUGGAGCAUGUACUGGCUCAACUAUCUUGAUCGCAAUGCCAUCGCACUAGCUCGUCUCGAUGAUCUUGAAGAAGAUCUGAACCUUACCAGCAGCCAGUACCAGACAUGCGUGAGCAUUCUCUUUGUAGGAUACCUCCUCGGCCAGAUACCCAGUAACAUGUUUCUCAACCGAACGCGUCCAUCGCGAUACAUGGGCAUCUGCAUGAUGCUCUGGGCCGUGGUCUCAGCUCUUACAGCCCUCUCCAAAGAUUUUACUGGCCUCCUUCUAACACGCUUCUUCCUCGGUGUCACAGAAGCGCCUUACUACCCCGGUGCUGUCUACCUCCUCUCCACCUUCUACACCCGCAAAGAAGUCGCAACCCGCAUCGCCAUCCUCUACACAGGAAACAUCCUCGCAACCGCCUUUGCCGGCCUGAUCGCAGCAGGAAUCUUCCACGGCCUCGGCGACGUUGGUGGAAUUACGGGUUGGCGGUGGUUGUUCAUCCUUCAGGGAGCCGUUACGUUUGUCAUCGCCGUCGUCGGCUUCUUCCUUCUUCCCGACUUUACGCACAACACUUGGUGGUUGACGCAAGAAGAGCGCGAUCUCGCCACCAACCGCAUGGCGCUCGACACCGUCGGCAACAAGGGCGAGACAUCAGUGUGGGCUGGUUUCCGUCAAGCGGGCAAGGACCCCAUGGUCUGGAUCUUCGCUUUCAUGGCACACAUGCAUCUCGCUGCCAACGGAUUCAAGAACUUCUUCCCUACCGUGGUGCAGACGCUUGGCUUCGGGAAGACCAUUACUCUUGUUCUGACAUGCCCGCCUUACCUCAUCGCUGGUGCGGUUACCAUUGCAGUAUCAUGGUCUUCUGGCAAGUUCAACGAGCGUACGUGGCAUAUUACUAUUUCCAAGGCCGUUGCGACGUUUGGCUUUGGAUUGGCUUGUGCUGAUAUCGGUACCGCGGGCCGCUAUGUCGCCAUGAUCAUCUUCACAAUCGGUACUUAUGGCGUCAACUCCUUGAUUCUGGGUUGGUGUGGAUCGACGUGUGGUCAGACACCCGAGAAGAAGGCAGUCGCUAUCGGUAUUGUCACCACUGUCAUGAACGCCUCGUUUAUCUGGACACCAUACCUAUGGCCCAAGUCUGACGAACCAAAAUACAUCAUUGCGCUUAGCUCGUCUGCUGCAUUCUCCGUUGCGACUGCGCUGGCGGCGUGGCUUGCAAAGAUUCUCUUCGUGCGCAAGAACAAGCAGCUGAAGGAGCGCGACAGCGAGAACAUGACCUUCUACGUGUACUAG
Alternaria burnsii is the source of this 1452-nucleotide messenger RNA. RefSeq names its product mfs transporter. Gene Ontology annotation, molecular function: transmembrane transporter activity. The record is from RefSeq and is a predicted model, not a curated record. Gene Ontology annotation, biological process: transmembrane transport. The transcript has 4 exons. The coding region runs from base 1 to 1452 and encodes 483 amino acids. Gene Ontology annotation, cellular component: membrane. NCBI's taxonomy places the organism in Eukaryota, Fungi, Ascomycota, Dothideomycetes, Pleosporales, Pleosporaceae.